AUGUCCAAUUUUCAAAAAUAAAGAGAAUAAUAAUUUGAAGAGGACUUAGAAAAGUUUAUAAUUUAUUUUACUGGAUUUGUGGUAAGAUAGUUAUAAAUAUUAAGCCAUCUUAAAAAAAUUUUGAAAUAGCUCAUAAAUAUGCAAGUUCAAAUUUGAAAUAUCAUACAUUCCUAGAUCCUGAUGCUCAUCAAAUAUAAAGUAAAUUUAAAGAGUAUAAUUUAAAUAUUCAUUAUUGAUAAGCAUUUUGAUAAAAUUGUAAGUCAUGAGUAAACCAGAUACUGCAGAUUACUUAAAUACCUUAUUUGAAGAAUUGAAGAAACGAAAAUUAAAAUAAGACUAUAAUGAUAUGCCACAACGAAUAUUAGGAUUAUUAUUACUUCUAAGUUCUAAUUUGAUUGAACACAAUUUGAAUCGAGAGCCAAAUAAAAAUAUUUUAAAAGGAAGAUAAUAAGAUAAUAUAUCUAUUUCUAGCAUAGAAGUAAUUAUUAUAUUUAAGUUUUACAGUCACUAAAGGAUUGGAAAUUCGAGACAUCUUCAGAAGAAGAAGAUGAUGAAGAAUAAGAUAAUAGGAAAGAAUAAAUUUAAAUUAAUUAAAAAUAAAGUGAAAUUAAAAGAGAUGUUAAAGAAAUUGAAUAAUAAAAGUAAACACUUACAUCCUCAAAAGAUUAAUUACCUAAUGUAUUAUGGCAUAUGAGUUUUAAUACUAAAAAGUCAUUUAAUGAAUUUUUAAGUUCUUCUGAAACUUCUAUUUAAAUAAAAUCUUCUUAAUUAUUUUUAUCAGAAAAUUAAAAUAAAUCAUAAGAAAUUCUCAAAAAGCCAAGAAUUAUAAAGUAACAAUAUUUAUUUAGAUUAGUAUGAUAAUAAAUGAAAGAGAUGUUGUAAUUGCUGUUUUAUAUAGUUUUUUAGGAUUACAAAGUGAAUUAUUAACAUUUUCUUCAGGUUAAUAUUAAUUAACUGAUUUUGAUGUUCGUCAUAUGAGUCAUGAAAGUCUUCUUAGUAGUACUUAAAAGUUUUUGGAAUAUGCAACUAUAGUAUGUCAUUUAAAAAGACCAUUACAAAUGAUAUAAAAACCAUGUCUACUAAAUAUAGAGAUUUUAAUAUAAGAAUAGUUUUGGUUAGGUGUAAGAUCUAUCUUAAGUGAAUUUGAUUAAGUUGUGACAACUUUAUUAGAAUAAUCUAUUUAUGAUGAAAAAUUAUGUUCACAACAAAUAGAUCGUUCUAUCACUCUUUUAUAUUUAAACUAAAGUUUAUAAGAUUGGUUUAUAAUCAUAAAAUAAAUUAAUAUUGUUGCCCAAAAGAUAUCAACAAUUGAAGGAAAUAUUGGAACAUUUAAUUCACCAACAUUAACUAUUUUAUAUAAUUUAUGCAUUCAAAAUUCACUAUAACCUCAACAUACAUAAGUCUAUCUUUAGAAAUUAUUUUUAUAUGCUUUGGAACCAUACAUUAAAUUAUUAGAUAAAUAUUUAGAUUAUAAUUCAACAAUUACUGAUUCCUUUGAAAAUCUUCCCAUAUUUUUAUAAAAUUGUUCUAUACAAUUAAAGAAUAUAGGUUAAGCAUUUUAAAUUUUUCAAAAAGUUGGAUUACCAGCUUUAAAAUAAAUCUAAUUUAGAAAAAAUCUCAUUAUGAGAUUAUGUGAAGUAUCCGAAACUUCUCCUUAAAAGUCAAUCGAAACUACUUUAUAAUAUUGUACGCUAUCAGGAGGAUAUAAAUUCCAUGAACCUUUUACAUUAACUAAAUUAAAAUAGAGAGAAACUUAAAUUUAAGAAAAAGAAUCCUAUUCUAUUAAAGACAUUAAUAAUACUAAUUUAAUUAAAGUAUUUUAAAAAGAAAUUGUCAAACUCAUUAAAAAAGAAGAUUAAAAUAUAUAAAAUAUUCUAUUAGAUUAUCUUAAUAAUCAUUUACAUUUUGUUAAAUUACAUAAAUAUUUAAGAUGCUUAUUUUUUUUUGAAAGAGUUGAUCUUAUGUAACAAUUUAUAUAAUAAAUUGCUGAAUCUUAAUCUCUAGCUAGAUUAAGAGCUAUCUAAAAUACAAUUUAAGAUUUAUUAGGUAAGAAUUUUAAUUUUUAAAAUGCCUAUGAAUUACAACCAUAAUUAAUUUGUUAAUAGAAUUCCUAAUUUUUAUUGUCUCAUAAAAGUGUCAACUUUAAAAUAUUCCUACCUCAUCCUAUUGAUUUAAUCAUUAAUGAAAAUGCAUUAAUAUUAUACAAUAAAAUUAUGUAGUUUCUCUUAUUUUUCAAAAAUUCAAAAUUACAUCUGCAAUAAUCAUUAGUGAAUCUUAAAAAAAGAUUCAAAAAUUUUUUGUCAAAGUUUCUUCAUUUUGGAAAUUAGUUGACACAUUUUAUUACUAAUUAUGAAUAUUUCCUAUUUAUAUCAAUUCUUUAAGUUCAAACUGAUUUAUUUUUGGAUAAAGUUAACAAAAGUUAAAGUUUCUAAGAGAUUAUUGAUAAUCAUAACUUAUAUCUAAAAACAAUAUCUGAUAAGAUGUUUCUCAAUUAGAAAGUAAAUUUUAUUUAAAUUUUUAGUCCGAAUCUAUUUUAGAUGCUAUAUACAAAGUUAUUGAUAUUGUCUAAAAUUAUCCUAUGUUAAUUGACCGAGUUACUUCAUUAGAUUUAGUUGAUUAAAUUACAAAAAAGAUAGAGACCAUGAGAAUAGAAAAUGAAUUUACAAAAAUGAAAGAUUCCUUUAAUUAACAAAUCUCAGCUUUAAUUUUACUAUUUGAUCAUUACACCUAAAGAUUUACCCAUGCUCCUGAAAGUAAAAAUAAUUUUUUUAUUUUAGUUAUUGAAUGUAUUUUGAAGGUUAAUUUUAAUUAGUUUUACAAAUGA
Paramecium sonneborni is the source of this 2824-nucleotide messenger RNA. The record is from the annotation of a GenBank genome assembly. Lineage: Eukaryota; Ciliophora; Oligohymenophorea; Peniculida; Parameciidae.